Messenger RNA from Diabrotica virgifera virgifera (western corn rootworm), 2201 nucleotides. RefSeq names its product zinc finger protein 665-like. Lineage: Eukaryota; Metazoa; Arthropoda; Insecta; Coleoptera; Chrysomelidae. Gene Ontology annotation, cellular component: nucleus. The record is from RefSeq and is a predicted model, not a curated record. The transcript is spliced from 2 exons. The coding region runs from base 207 to 1970 and encodes 587 amino acids.
AACACUGUCGCCACGCCACGUGCCACGCCACGCGGCCAACAAAAUAAAAUGGACAAUAAAAUUGAGGAUUGAGUGAUUGAGCUUUGAGUUGUUUCUUGUUGUUAAUGUCAUUCUUGUUUCCUUGAUAGAACUCGUGAUUUGAAGUGAUUUCCACUUUUUGGGUGUAAAAUUGGAAUAGUACAUACAUAAAAUCAAGUGUAUCAACAAUGGAAGUCAAAGAAGAAAUUACCGAGGAAACGUUUAAAAUAGAAAUAGAGUAUAAUGAUUUGGAUGAUGCUAUUUUGGAUGGCUAUGGCUUUAAAUGUGAAGUUCAGGAGUCUAGUAGGGAAAGUACUCGUGGUACAUAUGAUUCUUUAGACUUUGAAACAAAACCAUUUGAAGAAAACCAAAAAUCUGAAAAAGGUCAUCUACAAGAUGAAAGCAAAAUGGAAAUUGAGGAGAAACUCAUUAAAGAUUCAUCUCACGACGAAAAUGACACGAGUCGACACACGGAAGGAAAAACUUUAAAUAAACCUAUGACAGUUGUGACUGGAAAAAGACCUUAUAAAUGUGAAAUUUGUUUUAAGCAGUUUUCUCAUGCAGUUCAUUUGAAAAGACAUUUGAAUGUGGAUGUUGGGGAAAAACCUCAUAAGUGUGAAAUUUGUUUUAAACAGUUUAGUGAAGCAGGUACUUUAAAAAGACAUUUGAGAGUGCACACUGGGGAAAAACCUUACAAGUGCGAGAUUUGUUUUAAGCAGUUUUCUUAUAGAUUUUAUUUGAAAAAUCAUUUAAGAACACACACUGGAGAAAAACCUUACAAGUGUGAGAUUUGCUUUAAACAGUUUAGUGCAGCAGGUACUUUAGAAGCACAUUUAAGAAGGCACACUGGAGAGAAACCUUAUAAGUGUGAAAUUUGUUUUAAGCAGUUUGCUCAAGCAUUUGGUUUGAAAAGUCAUUUGAGAGUGCACACUGGGGAAAAACCUUACAAGUGCGAGAUUUGUUUUAACCAAUUUACCACAGCAAGUUAUUUGAAAAGUCAUUUAAGAACUCACACUGGAGAAAAGCCUUACAAGUGUGAGAUUUGUUUUAAUCAGUUUAACCAAAAAAGUACUUUAAGAAUACAUUUGAGACAGCACACUGGAGAAAAACCAUACAAGUGCGAAACUUGUUUGAAGCAAUUCAGAGAACUAGGCACUUUCAGAAAGCAUUUAAAAACACACACUGGAGAGAAACUUUACCAGUGUAAAAUUUGUUUUAAGUCGUUUUCUCGAACAGAUAGUUUGAAAUCACAUUUGAGUGUGCACACUGAGGAAAGGGAAAAACAUUAUAAGUGUGAAAUUUGUUUUAAGCAGUUUAUUUAUGCAAAUAGUUUGAAAACACAUUUGAGAGUGCACGGUGGGGAAAAACCUCACAAGUGCGAGAUUUGUUUUAAGCAAUUUAGAGAAGCAGGUACUUUGAAAAGUCAUUUAAAAAUUCACACUGGAGAAAAACCUUACAAGUGUGAGAUCUGUUUUAGGCGAUUUGGUGAUGCAGCUAGUCUGAAAAGACAUUUGAGAGUACACACUGGAGAACAACCUCACAGGUGUGAAAUUUGUUUUAAACAAUUUAGUCAUAAAAGUUCCUUGAAAACACAUUUGCGAGUGCACACUGGGGAAAAACCUUACAAGUGUGAGAUUUGUUUUAAGCAGUUUUCUAAUUUGAAUAGUCAUUUAAGAACGCACACUAGAGAAAAACCGUACAAGUGUGAGAUUUGUCUUAGGCAGUUUAGUCAAGCCAGUAGUUUGAAAAGACAUUUAAGACAGCACACUGGGGAAAAACCUCACAUGUGUGAAAUUUGUUUUAUGCAAUUUAAUCUUAAAACUUCCUUGAAAACUCAUUUGCAAGUGCACACUGGAGAAAAGCCUUACAAGUGUAAUAUUUGUUUUAAGCAAUUUACUGCAGCAAGUUAUUUGAAAAAACAUUUAAGAGUACACACUGGAGAGAAACCAUAGAAGUGUGAAACUUGUUUUAAGCAGUUUAUUUAUGCAAGUUCUUUGAAAAGACAUUUGAAUGUGCACGCUGGGGAAAACGUGUAAAAUUUGUCUUAAGCAAUUUUCUCACAAAUGUUUUUUGAAAAUAUGUUAUGAGAGUACCUUCAUUUAUUUAUUUAUCAGCUUAGCAGGCCUUGUAGGCAUAGGAUUAAAAUGUGUACUUUCUAAUUACAUUUUGUUUUAAUCUUAAAA